AUGGAUGAAUUCAAGGGUGGAGGAUCGACUGGAUCGAGAGUACCGAGUGCGGUGAAAAUAUUCUACGAGCACCUCACGGAGGAGGGGGGCACGAGCGAAGACAAGGAGCUAUCGGCCGACUUCAAGGCCGCGGUGGAGCGAUCGAUGAAGACGCUGAAGGGGACGGAUACUGUAGAGAUAGAGCUAGAGUUGAAGAGCAAGACGACGGGGAGGCGGGUAAGUGUGAUGGAGAGCAAGAAGCUGGAGCGGCUGCUUUCGCGGAUAUAUGUCGAGGUCGAGCGACAGAAGACGGUUCGGGACGAGCUGCUCGUCCAAGUCGAGGUCUCCAUACUUGGCUUCAGCAAGCUCCCUCGGGCCCACUCCGCCUUCAAUCCCUCCUCCCGCUCCUCCAACCACCCCGACCGCCAUUUCGAGACUCUCGCUCUCGGUGGCACUUUCGAUCACUUGCAUUCCGGACACAAGAUCCUUCUGACUAUCGCGGCUUGGUUGACCACUCGUAGAUUGAUCAUCGGGAUUACCGAUGACGAACUGUUAAAAAAUAAGCAGCAUGCGAGGCGGUUGGAGUCUCUUGAAGAGCGGCAGAACACCGUACGAAGCUUCCUGGAACGGGUCGGGCCACAAGAUCUGCAGAUUGAGACGCCGAGGCUGAAAGAUGUGUACGGUCCGACGGCCUCGGACCCAGACAUUGAUGCACUCCUUGUCUCCCAGGAGACCCUCCCCGGUGCCCAGGCCAUCGACGACAUCCGGAUCCAGAACGGCCUCAACCCACUCGCUCGUUACGUCAUCGACGUCAUCAGUGAUCAUCAAACAUUCCUGCCUGACAAUCAUGACCUUAAACAACUGAAGAUCAGUAGCACCCAUAUUCGCGCCUGGAUUGACUCUCGUCAAACCACAAAUUCCCUUCCAAACAACUAA
Molecule: messenger RNA, 915 nt
Organism: Puccinia triticina
Lineage: Eukaryota; Fungi; Basidiomycota; Pucciniomycetes; Pucciniales; Pucciniaceae
Exons: 2
Coding region: 1-915 (304 amino acids)
Biological process (GO): coenzyme A biosynthetic process
Molecular function (GO): dephospho-CoA kinase activity
Source: RefSeq, a predicted model, not a curated record